AUGGACGACUUGGAAAUUUUGGAAGAGUUAGGUCAUGGUAACUACGGUGUGGUAUCGAAAGUAUUGCAUAAGCCUACAGGUAUAAUAAUGGCAAUGAAAGAGGUGAGAUUGGAACUUGAUGACGCGAAAUUCCGACAAAUCUUGAUGGAAUUGGAAGUUUUGCACAGUUGCAGCUCAGAUUGUAUUGUUGAGUUCUAUGGUGCAUUCUUCGUUGAAGGUGCAGUUUAUAUGUGUAUUGAAUACAUGAAGGGAGGCUCACUAGAUAAAGUUUAUGGAGAUGGUGUUCCAGAGGCCCCAUUAGCAUAUAUUACCAAACGGGUCAUUCUAGGAUUGAAACAACUAAAGGAUGAACAAAACAUCAUCCAUAGAGAUGUCAAACCAACCAAUAUCUUGGUUAACGAAGUUGGUAAGGUCAAGUUAUGUGAUUUUGGUGUCAGCGGCAACUUGGUCGCGUCUUUGGCUCGUACAAACAUCGGAUGUCAAAGUUACAUGGCACCUGAAAGAAUUAAGCAUACCAGUCCUGAUGUUUCAACCUAUUCGGUGCAAUCAGAUAUCUGGUCUUUAGGUUUGUCAAUCUUGGAAAUAUCGAAAGGUUGUUACCCAUAUCCUCCAGAAACUUACAAUAAUGUCUUCUCCCAAUUGAGUGCAAUUGUCGAUGGUGAACCUCCGGGCUUACCUCAAGGAAAGUUCGGUCCAGAAGCUCAAGACUUUGUUAGGCAGUGUUUACACAAGAACCCAAGUAAACGUCCAACAUAUAGAGAGCUAUUACAACAUCCAUGGCUUAAUAUGUACGAUGAUUCCCAAGGACAAGAUAUGUUGAAGGAGAUGGUCGACCAAGCCAUUGAGAAAAGCGAAUCCGAGUCUUAUCAUGAUAAGGCAUCUUAA
This is a messenger RNA of Pichia membranifaciens NRRL Y-2026, 885 nucleotides long. RefSeq lists its product as hypothetical. NCBI's taxonomy places the organism in Eukaryota, Fungi, Ascomycota, Pichiomycetes, Pichiales, Pichiaceae. The transcript is spliced from 2 exons. Gene Ontology annotation, molecular function: MAP kinase kinase activity; ATP binding. Gene Ontology annotation, biological process: cellular hyperosmotic response; MAPK cascade; protein phosphorylation. The record is from RefSeq and is a predicted model, not a curated record. The coding region runs from base 1 to 885 and encodes 294 amino acids.